UGUUAUUUCAUUAAGGGUGUAAAAUAUUUGCUUUGAUGACAUUUACAUUUUUUCCUGUAUCUUUCCCAUUUAAAUGUAUUUUUUAUGUAUUAUUGAUUACUAAACCUUUGAGAGGGCCACACACAGUAUAUCUCUGUGUUAUCAUUCGUCUUAAGUUUUCACACCACUUCUUUUCUAUUUUUCUUUGAUUUAAACUCCAGGAUGCUUCGGGCGACACUCAGUGGGUCCCUGAACUUUCAGUGUGGUGCCUUCACUGUCCUGGUGGUCCUGAUACACUCAUGUAGAGGUCAGCAUCAUGUGAUUGGUCCGUCUCAGCCAAUACUGGCAACAGUUGGUGAGGACAUCAUUCUGCCGGCUUACCUGGAACCUGCCACUAAUGCUAAGACAAUCGAGUGGACGAGACCUGACCUGAGCCCUAGAUAUGUUCAUGUGCAGCGUCAAGGUGUUAAACUGACAGAUAACCAUCCAUCUUACGAGGGAAGAACAUCGCUGCUCGGAAACAUUUCACUGAAACUCUCCAGAGUGAGAAUAUCUGAUGAGGGACCAUACAGAUGCUUCCUUCCAGAAAUGAAGAUAAGCUGUAUCAUUCAGCUUGUUGUAGGUGCUGCCUCCUCACCUGAUGUCCAGAUGACCGUGGUUCUACAGUGUAACUCUACAGGCUGGUAUCCAGAACCUGAGGUGUUCUGGCUGGACGGUGAGGGAAACCUCCUCUCUGCUGGACCUACAGAGACAGUCAGAGGUCCUGAUGACCUCUAUACUGUCAGCAGCAGAGUGACUGUGGAGAAGAGACACAGCAACAGCUUCACCUGUAGAGUCCAACAGAACCACAUCAACCAGAUCAGAGAGGCACACAUACAUGUUCCAGACCUGUCUGGUUCUAGUUCACCUCUUCCUGUCAUCAUUGGUUUGAUUCUCGGCAUCGUGUUUGUUCUUGCAGUUCAAGCAGCCAUUUUUGGUGUGUGGAAAUGGAGACAAAACAGAACCAGGAGCAACACUAGAGGUGCUGAAAAUGAAGGACCAGAGGCUGAGUAUGAAGUCAGAGAAGAAUCAACAGAUCUAGUCAUCAUUGCAGGAGAGACAGAACAUGGGACAGAGACUGAACUAAUUAAUAAAGCAAGAGAGGCUCCGAAGCCAACAGACAGUGAUCAGAAGAACAAAGAAGAUGAGAGUGAAUCUGUAAUUGACGUCACAGAGAAGCUGAUGGAAGGGGAGACUGAAGAUAAUCUGCAGAAAGAAGGAGGAGAGCAAGAGAGCGAGGGAGGGUGUAGAAUAUCAUAACCAAAGUAGAUUCUAUAUUAGUUUGCAUGGCAGUCUUAUUAUUUUUUCAGAGUAACUAAAAACUAAACCUAAUGGGGUAUACCAACAGGGGGACCCAACGUCAAAAGUAAGAAUGAGGUCAGAGUAACUGAUUCCUAAUAAGGGCAUAGAUCCUAACUACCAGAGAGAACCCUAAGGAAAGAUAGUGGUGUGUUAGAUAGCUGAGAUUCCAAAACUAAAAGGCGACAGUGAACUGACUGACCACUGGGACUGGAAGAGGACGAUGUGGGCCACACCUGUCUUUGUGUUUAAGAGAGAGCUCCUUGUAUUCCACGUUGGAUCAUGCUCAUCGAUUUUGUCUGUGAAAGAUCAUGUUUUUUUUUCUACUCUAAGACCCUCAGCCCUGAAGACGGAUUCUUGGUGAUUUUUGAACAACUGAAAACCUUUUUGAACUACCAGCUAACGAGGAGCCGGUACACGACAACUGACUGAGAGGACGAUGAGGUCAGUGAACAGAGAGGAAGAAGAUCAGAAACUUCUUUCUGAUCCGAACAGGAGGAAGGAAGAGCUUCAGGAAGAGCUGAAGCAGAGAGAGAUAAUACUGUUGAGCUCUUUUAUGCUCUCUCUAUAAUGUCACGUGUUAAAACUGUACUUUCUCAAGUUAUUUCAUGUUAUAUUCCAUCCCAGUGUGUGUGUGUAUGUGAAUGACUAUACCUUUUAACUAUACUAAUUCUCUGUACUCUCUCAGAGCUGCUGUACAUUACAUGAUAUAUGUUACCAGUUUACCUGUGUGAUUACUCUUUAUGGCCUGUUGGGCCUCUCUACUGUGCAUUGUAUCAUGAUGAAGACAGUAACAAUAAAUCAUUUUGGACAUGA
Acanthopagrus latus (yellowfin seabream) is the source of this 2133-nucleotide messenger RNA. Its product is annotated as butyrophilin subfamily 1 member A1-like. The transcript has 5 exons. The coding region runs from base 202 to 1278 and encodes 358 amino acids. NCBI's taxonomy places the organism in Eukaryota, Metazoa, Chordata, Actinopteri, Spariformes, Sparidae. The record is from RefSeq and is a predicted model, not a curated record.